AUGCCACCAAAGAAGAAGGGAGUCGUCGAAAAACCAAUUUUGCUUGGAAGACCAGGUAACAACUUGAAAUCCGGAAUUGUUGGUUUGGCCAACGUCGGAAAGUCCACUUUUUUCCAAGCCAUCACCAGAUGUCCUUUGGGUAACCCAGCCAACUAUCCAUUUGCUACCAUCGACCCAGAAGAAGCCAGAGUCAUUGUUCCUUCUCCUCGUUUUGACAAAUUAUGUGAGUUGUACAAGCCUAAGUCCGAAGUUCCUGCCUUUAUGACCAUUUACGACAUUGCUGGUUUGACCAAAGGUGCACAUGCGGGUGAAGGUUUGGGUAACAAUUUCUUGGCCAACAUUAGAGCCGUCGAUGCCAUCUACCAGGUGGUCAGAUGUUUUGAGGACUCUGAGAUUAUCCACAUCAACGACGAAGUCAACCCAAUUGCCGACUUGGAAAUCAUCAAGGAUGAGUUGAGAUUGAAGGAUAUCGAGUUUGCUCAAAAGCACUUAGAAGGUAUCGAGAAAAUCACCAGAAGAGGUGGCCAGUCUUUGGAAGUCAAGCAAAAGAAGGAGGAAGCCGAGUUAGUUAAGAGAAUCAUCCAGUUGUUGGAAGAUGGAGGCAGAGUGGCCAACCAGAAAUGGACACAGAAAGAGGUGGAGGUUAUCAACAGCAUGUUCCUCUUGACUGCCAAGCCAUGUAUCUACUUGCUCAACUUGAGUGAGAGAGACUACGUCAGAAAGAAGAACAAGUGGUUGUUGAAGAUCAAAGAGUGGGUUGAUGCCAACUCUCCAGGCGAUGUGAUUAUCCCACUUUCUGUCUCUAUGGAGUCGCACUUGGCUGGCUUGGAGACAGACGAAGAAAGAGAGGCUUACUGUAAGGAAAUCGGCGCCCAGUCUGCUUUGCCAAAAAUCAUCACCACCAUGAGACAAAAGUUGGACUUGAUUUCCUUCUUCACCGGAGGUCCAGAUGAAGUUAGAGAGUGGACCAUCAGAAGAUACUUCACUGCACCUCAGGCCGCUGGUACUAUCCACACAGACUUGGAGAAGACGUUUAUUUUGGCCCAGGUUACCAAGUACGAUGACUUGGUGGAGCUUGGCGAUGAGAACGCCGUCAAGGCCGCUGGUAAGUUGAUGAUGAAGGGUAAAGACUACAUUGUGGAGGACGGUGACAUCUUGUUCAUCAAGGCUGCUGAGGGUAAGGCUCGUUAA
Molecule: messenger RNA, 1191 nt
Organism: Clavispora lusitaniae ATCC 42720
Lineage: Eukaryota; Fungi; Ascomycota; Pichiomycetes; Serinales; Metschnikowiaceae
Gene: YBN5
Product: Obg-like ATPase
Cellular component (GO): cytoplasm
Molecular function (GO): ATP binding; GTP binding; ATP hydrolysis activity
Source: RefSeq, a predicted model, not a curated record